Parnassius apollo (apollo) is the source of this 549-nucleotide messenger RNA. The record is from the annotation of a GenBank genome assembly. NCBI's taxonomy places the organism in Eukaryota, Metazoa, Arthropoda, Insecta, Lepidoptera, Papilionidae.
AUGAUUUGUGAUGAAACUAAUAAACAAGCAGUCAAAUUAUCAGCUGGAGUAUCACAAAAAUCUAGAAUAUUGGCAUGGAAGGAACUCACUGUUUCUGAGUUGAAAGUCUUUUUGGGUUUAUUAUUUCAUAUGGGCACUAUUCAGCUUAGAUGUUUACAGGAUUACUGGAAAACAGGCGGGCUUGACCACGAGGUUUCUGUAAAAGGUCAUGCCGAGGAAGUAGUGAUGCAGCUCAUGGAUGAAAAGCUUUGUAAUGGUCAUGCACUAUACAUGAACAACUUUUAUAACAUUUUUGGGUUACCGAAAAAACUUCUCGAUAGUAAUACGUACUGCACCGGAUCACUACGCAUUAAUUUGAAACAAAAUCCUCGAGAGGUCGUUCUAAAGAAUCUGAAGAAGGGUGAAAAUAUUUCUAGAUACUGUCAAGGGGUUCAUAUAGGAAAAUGGAAGGAUAAACGACCUGUUACCUACAUUUCUACAGAGUUUAAAGAUAAAAUGGUUCCAGUAACUAAUAAACGUGGACAAGUCGCUAAAAACCCGAAGCAAUAG